AUGGACGAGCAAACACCUCACACGUUCGAGUUCACAAUCGCGCACUCGACGCUGCCACUUGAAGCCAUCGGCAAGGGCUUCUGUGGCUCUGUGUGGUCCGCGGGCAACCUCGCUAUCAAGCGCGAGGAUGGCGGCCCAGGUCGUUCCAUCGCAAACGAACACACGAUGCAUCGCCACAUUAUCCGGAGCUUGGAUAGUACCAAUAGAGUCCACCUCAAUGUGCCUCACUGUGAAGGCUUCCUCAAACACGAUGCGACUGCCUGGGAUCAAAUGCUCCCUAGAUUUCCUGCGGGAUACACGGGUUGCAACGCACUCAUCAGCGAGAAGAUUCCGCCACUAUCUCGCGAUGUUCGCAAGCUGUUGGCCCAUAAGUUUCACCCAAACGUGGAUGCGGAUGAGAUUGCCGACAGCCCGACCAAUAGCCACUGUCUCGCUCGACCUUACUUGGGGCGCAGAAAGCUUCGGAAUACAGACACCAAUCAAGAUAGACCUAGACUUAGAUUCUUCAGUCUGAGGAACUUCCCACUCCACGCCGAUCAGAUGGAGACUCUCAACCUGGAUCUUGAAGGGUACGCCGUAGCAAUGGCAAAGGCUCUCGCAUUCCUGCACUGGUCCGCAAAAGUCGAUGCCAAUGACGUUGAGUUUGUGCUUGCGAACCCAAGGACUUGCCAAUCGCCACCCUGCGAAGCCCCCACGACAUCAAGCUUGGGUCCUGUAGGCUUCCAUUCAGAUGAGUUUGGCUCUCAUGCUAUGUGGAUCCUGGACUUUGAUUGUUGCAGGAUGAUGGCAAUGGACGACAACGGAAUCAAGCAAGCUUGUAGAAGCUUUUGGCGGAACGACCCUUACUAUCCGCGACCUGGCAGCAACAACGCAAAGGAUCAGGAACUCUGGACUGCCUUCUGGACUCACUUCCUGAUGGCUAGUGAGCGAAUUUUGGAGGGCGAGGAGGAAGAUUUGCGUCGGCUGCCGCUGAGAUUGAUGGAGUGUAUCGAGGAGACAAAGGGAAGGUUCACCAAGGGAACAGAUAUCUGGUAG
This is a messenger RNA of Colletotrichum tamarilloi, 1035 nucleotides long. RefSeq lists its product as uncharacterized. The transcript has a single exon. The record is from RefSeq and is a predicted model, not a curated record. Bases 1 to 1035 code for a protein of 344 amino acids. Lineage: Eukaryota; Fungi; Ascomycota; Sordariomycetes; Glomerellales; Glomerellaceae.